Molecule: messenger RNA, 2593 nt
Organism: Poecilia reticulata (guppy)
Lineage: Eukaryota; Metazoa; Chordata; Actinopteri; Cyprinodontiformes; Poeciliidae
Gene: chrm5a
Product: cholinergic receptor, muscarinic 5a
Biological process (GO): adenylate cyclase-inhibiting G protein-coupled acetylcholine receptor signaling pathway; G protein-coupled receptor signaling pathway, coupled to cyclic nucleotide second messenger; chemical synaptic transmission
Cellular component (GO): synapse; dendrite; plasma membrane
Molecular function (GO): G protein-coupled acetylcholine receptor activity; G protein-coupled serotonin receptor activity
Source: RefSeq, a predicted model, not a curated record
ACUGUGCCGAAACAUGAUGAACCAUUCACCCCUAUGGGAAUUUCUCCUCCCAGCUUGCUAGCGUCAGCUACAUCUGUGUCUGUCAGCCUGAGUAGUUCCAGCAGCGGCAGCAUAGUGGCAGCAGCCGCGACUUGGCUCCGACAUCAAGCUGCCUCUCUGUGUCAUUCUGCUUUAACUUGCCGGAGAGGGAGCGCAGCGCAUCUCGCUCUGCUCGCUCUUCAAGAAAAAAGUUCUGUUUUGUAAUUUCUCUUUGGCUUCAGUGCAGAUUUGUUUCAAAUUCAUGAAUGAGAAAGGAAGGCAGCCUUGCUUUUAGAGGAGACUUUUUGGAGCUCUUUGGAGAGUGCUCUCCGUACGCAGGGAUGCCCAAAGCGUUCCGCUGUCCACUCUGCCCUUCAGACUGUUUCUUCUCUCCCUCUCUGUUCAGACUUUCUCCUCCGGAUCCCUUUGGCAUGCAAGGGUCAAGUCAGCAGGAUUUCUCUUCCACCAGAGUUCUCUUCAGCUGUGUUAUGAUCCUGUUCCUCGGUGCCACAAUUGACCCAAAGGCUUCCCAGGCAAAACAAAGGGAUUAACUGUGAACUUUGCUCCCUUGGACAGACAACACUGAGACAUUAUCAAAAUGCUUUUGCCUCACGUGGAAGAUCCAAACAUGCUUAUGAUGGAUGGACGCCUGUAAUAUCCAGAAGACCAUGGAAGGAGAAAACCUAGUUAACUUCACCAGAAAUAACACUACAAAAGACGUCCACCUGGUCACUCACAGUCUUUGGGAGGUGAUCACCAUUGCGACUGUGUCUGCCAUUGUCAGCCUCAUCACCAUUGUGGGCAAUGUUCUUGUAAUGGUCUCCUUUAAAGUCAAUAGUCAACUGAAGACAGUGAACAAUUACUACCUACUGAGUCUGGCAGCAGCAGACCUCAUCAUAGGGGUUUUUUCCAUGAAUUUGUACACCUCUUACAUCCUGAUGGGCUACUGGGCUUUAGGGGACCUGGCCUGUGAUCUGUGGUUAGCAUUGGACUACGUAGCCAGUAAUGCCUCUGUCAUGAACUUGCUUGUGAUCAGUUUUGACAGAUAUUUCUCCAUCACUCGGCCUCUGACUUACAGGGCCAAACGGACUCCUAGACGAGCUGGAAUUAUGAUAGGUUUAGCUUGGUUGGUGUCUCUGAUUUUGUGGGCCCCACCUAUUCUUUGUUGGCAAUAUUUUGUUGGGAAAAGAACUGUUCCUGAAAGGCAAUGCCAAAUUCAGUUUUUCUCUGAGCCCGUUAUAACAUUCGGGACAGCAAUUGCGGCCUUUUAUAUUCCUGUGUCGGUUAUGACAAUCCUCUACUGUCGGAUCUAUAAGGAGACAGAGAAGAGGACAAAAGAUCUGGCGGAACUUCAGGGGGUUAACUAUCAAUUGGACUCUGGUGAGGCACAGCCUCAGAAGACCAUCAUAAGAUCAUGUUUUAGUUGCAAACUAAGAUCAACUUCACAUGAUCAGAACCAAGCUUCCUGGUCAUCUUCCAGCAGGAGCCAUGCCAAAUCCACUGGAUCCACUAGUGAUGAGUGGUCCAAAGCCGGUCAGUUGACCACCUUCAAUAGCUAUGCCUCCUCUGAGGAUGAGGACAGGCCAAUGUCUCCGGUGGGGCACAAGCCCUCAGUCAGGAAUCAGGCUUGCGAAGCAAACAGAAUCAUUGUGGGCAGUGAGAGUGAGCAGCUCAGCAGUUUUGAUGACGACAGCUUCUUCCAGGCACGUCCCAAAAGCAGCUCUCAGAAGAGUAGCAAAUGUGUGUCCUACAAGUUUAAACCUGUCCCCAAAGAUGCUCACGUGGAACACCAGAGCAAAAACGGAAACACCAAGUUGGUGUCCUCAACGUUCUCCUCGGCUGAAUCUAUGAGCGUUCCCUCGACCUCCUCAGUGUCCAAGCCUACAGAUACAUCUCUGAAAAGCCAGAUCACCAAGAGAAAAAGGAUGGUGCUGAUCAAAGAAAGGAAGGCAGCUCAGACUCUCAGUGCUAUCUUACUGGCAUUCAUCCUUACAUGGACCCCUUACAACAUCAUGGUGUUGAUUUCCACCUUCUGCUCAGACUGUAUCCCACUCUCCCUCUGGCACCUGGGCUACUGGCUGUGCUAUGUCAACAGCACCGUUAACCCCAUGUGCUAUGCCCUGUGCAACAAGAACUUUCAAAAGACAUUCCGCAUGCUGCUGUUCUGCCAGUGGAAAAAGAAAAGGAUUGAGGAGAAACUGUACUGGUAUGGACAGAACCCUGCAGUUAACUCCAAGCUCACAUGAAUGACUUUUUUUGUAAGGUAUGGGAUCUUACCAACUAUCUUGGCUUUGUAAACUUGGACUCUACAUGUUAGUGUUAAUCAAUUCAUCUGGUGUCAUGAAGAGUAACUGCUGCUAAAAUCCUUCAAAAAGAAUGACUAUAAACAAACAUCAAACUUUUUCGCAUUUUGUCAUUUAACUGAAAACUCCAUUGUUUUCUACUGGGAUGUUUUGUAGGAAGGUGACACAAAGCAAUUUUCAAUGGUAAGGUGGAAAGACAAUGUUUUAACAAUAAAUAAAAAAAAAUCUAAAUUGCAGCAUGCAUUUGUUUUUCACCAUUUGCUGCUAUCGUG